Pseudopodoces humilis (Tibetan ground-tit) is the source of this 6935-nucleotide messenger RNA. NCBI's taxonomy places the organism in Eukaryota, Metazoa, Chordata, Aves, Passeriformes, Paridae. The record is from RefSeq and is a predicted model, not a curated record.
GCGGGGCCGGGCGGCGGGGCCCGCCGAGCCGCUGGGGAAAAUACUUACUGUCUCUUUCCAGUGUUGAAAUUGAAGCUGAGAAGCAGAAAAGAUGUUGGAAACAAUUGAUAUACAUCGGGCCCUCCAGGCCAUGGAGCGCUUACAGGCAAAACUUCGGGAUCGAGGUGACAUUGCAAAUGAGGAGAAACUGAGCCUAUUAAAAUCAGUGCUUCAGAGUCCUCUCUUUAAUCAAAUUCUGAGCCUUCAGACUUCUGUUCAACAACUGAGAGAUCAGGUAAAUAUUACACCUUCCAUACAUUCCAGUGGUGAAUUCCCUCAGCUUCUCCAUCAUGGUGUGAACAUGGGGUCCUUGCCGCUUAAUGAGUCAUAUUUGUUGGCUCAGCAGAAUGGUAGCCCAGCUGAUGUGUUAGAGGCAUCAAUGAGAUCCAUUACUCCUCAGAUUAAUGGGAAAUUUUCUAGUGAUGACUUUGAGCAGCUGAUCAGAAACAUGUCCCAGGGUCGUCUGGUUGAGACAAUUGACCUUAUUAAACCUCUAAGUGGUGGUCUGGGCUUCAGUGUUGUGGGACUCAAGAGUGAAAACAGGGGAGAACUAGGAAUAUUUGUGCAAGAAAUCCAGGAGGGAAGUGUGGCACACAGAGAUGGAAAGCUGAAGGAAGCAGAUCAAAUCCUUGCUAUUAAUGGACAAGCCCUUGAUCAGACAAUUACACAUCAACAGGCUAUCAGCAUUUUGCAGAAAGCAAAAGAUAAUGUCCAGCUAGUUGUCGCUAGAGGCACUUUUCCUCAGCUCAUCAGUCCUGUGGUUUCCCGGUCUCCAUCUGCUGCUAGCACUGUUUCAGCCCAUUCUAACCCGGUUCACUGGCAGCAUGUGGAGACCAUAGAGCUGGUGAAUGAUGGCUCAGGUCUGGGAUUUGGGAUAGUGGGAGGAAAGUCAACUGGAGUGAUUGUUAAAACCAUCCUUCCAGGAGGGGUGGCUGAUCAGCAUGGAAGAUUGUGUAGUGGAGAUCACAUCUUGAAAAUUGGUGAUACAGACCUAGCUGGAAUGAGCAGUGAGCAGGUGGCACAAGUUCUAAGGCAGUGUGGAAAUAGAGUGAAACUGGUAAUUGCAAGAGGUCCUGUUGAGGAGUCACUUCUACCAGCAGUUCCUCCAGGUACACCAGUGCCCACCUCUACACCAGAGAAACAGGAUGAUGCUUCUGUUGAUAGCUGUGAAGAUGGGGAGAAAUUCAAUGUUGAACUCACUAAAAACAACCAGGGUUUAGGAAUAACUAUUGCAGGUUACAUUGGAGACAAGACAUCAGAACCUUCUGGUAUCUUUGUGAAAAGCAUUACAAAAGGCAGUGCUGUUGAACAUGACGGCAGAAUCCAUGUGGGAGAUCAAAUUAUAGUUGUGGAUGGAACAAAUCUUCAGGGUUUUACUAACCAGCAAGCAGUUGACGUUUUGCGGCACACAGGACAAACGGUUCGGCUCACUUUGAUCAGAAGAGGUCUUAAGCAGGAAAAUCGUAUUCCACCCCAGGAGGACUUAAGUGCUCCUGUUGAAAAAGACUUACUAUUCCAAACAAUGGAUGGUACCACAGCCAAAGAUAACAAUGAAACAGAACAGGGAUCCCCAUCACUGCCAUGCAGUGCCAGUGUGGUAAAUAUUGGAGAUGACAUGAAACAACAGGAAACAGGUUCUCAAGAUUUCCAGCUUAGUACAGAAGAAGCAGCUGCAAAGCUAAAAUGGCAGAGGAUUAUGGGUUCGAAUUAUGAAAUAGUGGUGGCUGUGGUUAACAAAUUUAGUGAAAGCAGUGGGUUAGGGAUAAGCCUUGAAGCUACAGUGGGUCAUCAUUUCAUCAGAUCUAUCUUACCUGAAGGGCCAGUUGGACGAAGUGGCAAGCUAUUCAGUGGAGAUGAACUGCUGGAAGUGAAUGAGAUUUCUCUCCUUGGAGAAAACCACAAGGAUGUGGUCAGUAUCUUGAAAGAGCUGCCUAUUAAGGUGACAAUGGUGUGUUGUCGUCCAGUCGCUCCACCUGUCACUCAGCCAGAAAUACUAGAGAGUCUAAGCCUGUCUGAAGUUGAGCUCACAGAAAAGGGCCACAUAGAACUUGGAUUCAUUGGCUCCUCAGACACAGAGGGAACAAUAUUGGAAACAGCUGAUGAGGGUCAGAAUUUGGAAGAGGUGCAAAGCUCAUCUCUGGCAAUGUGGGAAACAGAAGUACAGCACAUUGAGCUGGAGAAAGGGAGUAUGGGGCUUGGAUUUAGCAUAUUGGACUAUCAGGAUCCUGUUGAUCCAGCAAACACUGUAAUUGUGAUUCGCUCAUUAGUUCCUGGGGGUGUGGCUGAGCAAGAUGGCAGGCUUCUUCCUGGAGAUCGGCUUAUGUUUGUCAAUGAUAUCAACCUGGAAAAUGGCAGCCUGGAGGAAGCAGUGCAAGCACUGAAAGGAGCCCCAACAGGAACAGUUAAAAUAGGAGUUGCCAAACCAUUGCCUCUUUCACCUGAGGAGGGCUAUGUCUCUGCUAAGGAAGAUUGCUUUUUCUACACUGCCCAGCCACUUGAGGAGGAGGGGCCAGCUGAUGCAGCCCUCUUCCAUGCUGAGCUGGCUCUGGUGGACUCUUGCGAGGCAGAUCUAGCGGAUGAGUCCACCUUUGAAUCACAGUAUUCUCUAGAGAGAGACGUCUUCCAGCAUUCAGUGACAGCUCUGCAUGACAGUGCCUGUAGCAGUGAGGUGAACAACAGCUUCUCUCUUCCAUUAUCAUCUCCCAAGUCUGUUGGAGAGGAAUGCCCAAGUGCUGCAGCUGAUUUCCAUGUAUCUGAGAAGAAUCUGUACAACAUGAAUCUGAAUCAGAGACUAAGAGAUGAAAAGCCUGUAGUGGACAGUAGCCUGGAAACUGCAAGUGAUUUUACUAAAACAAAUCUGACUCUGGAGGUUUCAGAUAUCAACCAAAAUGAAAGUGAAAAUACAGCAACAUGGACUGGAUCUCAGACAGCAUCAGACAUUGUACUAAAUACAAGCCUUGCUACUACCACACAUCUUGAUUCUAAUGAAAAAGAUCAAUUGCUUUUAGUGGAAAAGAGAUGCCCAGUAUCUUUGGAGGGAAAUUCCACACCCCCAAAUUCAGUGAAAAACAUGUAUGAGAAGACUAUAAUUAUUGCAAAAGGCAAUUCAAGCCUAGGGAUGACAGUAAGUUCCAAUAAAGAUGGUUUGGGAAUGAUAGUUCGCAGUGUCAUCCAUGGAGGCUCAAUAAGUCGUGAUGGACGGAUUGGUGUGGGGGACUGCAUCCUGUCCAUUAAUGAAGAGUCAACCACUAACUUAACCAAUGCACAAGCCCGGGCUAUGCUGAGACGACAUUCACUCAUUGGACCAGACAUAAAAUCUUCUCCAACACCUGCUGAUGAUCAGGCCCUCUGUUAUGUUAUUACAUAUGUGCCAGCAGAAAAUUUAGACGAGUACAGGGCCAGUUUGGGACAACAGACAGAGGGAGCUGUGCCACUUGAACUUUUUCCUUCACAUAUUGUCAGGGAACUCCCAGAGCUUCCAGAACGUGAAGAGGGGGAGGGAGAAGAAAGUGAACUUCAAAAUGCAGCUUUCAGUAACUGGAACCAGCCCAGAAAGGUCGAACUCUGGAGAGAGCCUAGCAAGUCACUGGGGAUCAGCAUUGUUGGAGGACGAGGGAUGGGAAGUCGCCUGAGUAAUGGAGAAGUGAUGAGAGGGAUCUUUAUCAAGCACAUCCUGGAAGACAGCCCAGCUGGCAAAAAUGGAACACUGAAAACUGGAGAUCGGAUUGUAGAGGUGGAUGGAAUUGACCUCAGAGAUGCCAGCCAUGAACAAGCUGUGGAAGCCAUACGGAAGGCAGGCAAUCCUGUAGUCUUUAUGGUACAGAGCAUUAUAAGCAGACCAAGGGCAUUUGGUCAGUCUGAUACAGAACCAGAAAAGACUUCGCCUUGUAACUUGCCUCUGCCCCCUCCUUCAGCAUUUUCAGGAGUGUGCUGUGAUGUUGCACAGUCAUCUUCUAUCAGAGUCCCAGAAGAUGUGGAAAAGGAGGAUGAGUUUGGUUACAGCUGGAAAAAGAUCAUGCAACGCUAUGGAAAUCUACCAGGGGAGCUACACAUGAUUGAGCUGGAAAAAGGAAAGACAGGUCUGGGACUUAGUCUUGCUGGUAACAAAGACCGAUCCAGGAUGAGUGUCUUUAUAGUGGGAAUUGAUCCAAAUGGAGCAGCUGGAAAAGAUGGCAGAUUACAGAUUGCAGAUGAGUUGCUAGAGAUAAAUGGCCAAAUCCUUUAUGGAAGGACUCAUCAGAAUGCUUCUUCAAUAAUCAAAUGUGCACCAUCUAAAGUUAAAGUAAUCUUUAUCAGAAACAAAGAUGCAGUAAAUCAGAUGGCUGUUUGCCCUGCAAAGUCAGUAGAGGCUUCACAGUGUACUUCAGGGACACUUCAACACCAAGAGAUUGAUAUCAGUGUUGCAAACCUGAGUGCAUUUUCUGACUUGAGUUCAUGUAAAAACAUUCAGUAUGUGGAACUUCCUAAGGAUCAAGGAGGCUUUGGAAUUGCCAUUAGUGAGGAAGACACAACUAAUGGAGUAGUUAUUAAAAGCUUAACAGAUCAUGGUGCGGCAGCAAAGGAUGGACGUAUCAAAGUUGGAGAUGUGAUUCUGGCAGUGGAUGAUGAAAUUGUUGUGGGAUAUCCUGUAGAAAAGUUUAUUAGUCUCCUGAAGACAUCCAAAUCUGUGGUGAGGCUUGCAAUCAACCCAGCAGAGACAGAUAACCUGACUACAGCACCAGCCCCUCCUAGUACUGUCCCAGCAGAGAAGAGGAAUAUGCAACCACUGGCAGCUGUCCCCACUUCCAGCUCACCAGAACCAGAAGCAGUGAAAAACACAAGCAGGUCUUCAACUCCAGCCAUGUUAACCUCUGACCCAGCUACUUGUCCCAUCAUUCCUGGAUGUGAAACAACCAUUGAUAUCUCCAAAGGGCGGACUGGUCUUGGUCUGAGCAUUGUUGGAGGAGCAGACACUUUGCUGGGAGCAAUAAUUAUUCAUGAAGUAUAUGAAGAAGGAGCAGCAUCUAAAGAUGGACGACUGUGGGCUGGCGAUCAGAUACUAGAAGUGAAUGGAAUUGACCUCAGGAAUGCCACACAUGAUGAAGCCAUUAAUGUCCUCCGACAGACACCCCAAAAAGUUCGUCUGACUGUGUACAGAGAUGAAGCCCAGUACAAGGAAGAAGACAUGUAUGAUGUGCUGAAUAUAGAGCUCCAGAAGAAGCCUGGUAAAGGCCUUGGGCUGAGUAUUGUUGGGAAAAGAAAUGAUACAGGUGUGUUUGUGUCAGACAUCGUCAAAGGAGGAAUAGCAGAUACAGAUGGCAGAUUGAUGCAAGGAGACCAGAUUUUGACAGUGAAUGGAGAAGAUGUCCGAAAUGCUAACCAGGAGGCUGUUGCAGCUUUGCUAAAGUGUUCCUUAGGUACAGUAAGACUAGAGGUUGGAAGAAUAAAAGCUGGGCCAUUUCACUCUGAGAGGAGAACAUCCCAGAGUAGCCAGGUCAGUGAAGGAAGUGGCAGUCUCUCAUCGUUCAGUUUCCCAGUUUCUGGGUCUGGUGCACCUGAGGUCUUUGAAAGUGGCAUUAAGAAGAAUACCACAGCUUCUGAAAUACAGGGACUAAGAACAGUUGAAAUAAAAAAGAGCCCUGCAGAUUCACUAGGAGUGAGCAUUGCUGGAGGCGUAGGAAGUCCUCUUGGAGAUGUUCCUAUAUUUAUUGCCAUGAUGCACCCAAAUGGAGUUGCUGCUCAGACUCAGAAAUUAAGAGUUGGGGACAGGAUUGUUAGCAUCUGUGGAACAUCUACCGAAGGCAUGACUCAUUCCCAAGCUGUUAAUAUCUUAAAAAAUGCUUCAGGCACUAUUGAGUUGCAGGUUGUAGCUGGAGGAGAAGUGAGUGUCAUAACUGGUCAGCAGCAGGAUCCACCUAUGUCCAGUCUUUCAUUUACAGGACUGACUUCAACUGGCAUUUUUCAGGAUGAUUUAGGACCUCCUCAGUACAAGACCAUUACCCUGGAUAGAGGACCAGAUGGCCUUGGCUUUAGCAUUGUGGGUGGCUAUGGCAGUCCCCAUGGAGACUUACCCAUUUAUGUGAAGACAGUGUUUGCAAAGGGUGCAGCAGCAGAAGAUGGACGCCUCAAGAGAGGGGAUCAAAUCAUUGCUGUGAAUGGACAGAGUUUAGAAGGGGUGACCCACGAGGAAGCUGUUGCUAUUCUGAAAAGGACAAAAGGAACAGUCACUUUGACUGUAUUGUCAUGAACUGGCUGCCUGAUGGGUUAGGGUCAAUAAGACAAUAUUGUUUAUUUUCCACAUAGUAAAGAGAAUGGAAAUGUUUGUAGUCUUCUUGCUCUUUCAGCUUCACAGGAGUGUGUAACAACACUGAAAAAAAGUAACAUUUAACCAUAUUUUUAUAUAGAUUAGAAGUACUCUUCCUGUCAAACCACUGGGAUGAAGUUAUGUUAACUAUGGAAACACAUGGACAUUUUUCCUAUUAGUAAGUCACUACAAAAAUAAUGUUUUCAUUAAUAACCACACAAGAAAACUGAAAUGUUUUGGUAGGAGACUUUGGAUAUUUGAAUAAUGUUGGAAAAAUGAUAAAUUUACCAAUUCAGCAAGGGAUUACAUGGGUAGCAGUAGACUGAAAACAGGAAUAAAGUUACUGAAGAAAGAAAGUAUUACUAAAACAGAGAUUUGGGAGAUAAGAAGAAAAGUAUGUAAUCUGUAGGCAGAUGGUUAGUAGGCUAGAUGGUUCUUUGGAACUAGAUUAUUUUUAAGGUUCCUUUCAAUGUAAACUGUUCAAUGGCCAUAUUAUUUCAUAAUGCUCAAGUAGAAGGAACUAGGUUGGUAACUUGGGUGGAUUAUUUUGCUUGUCUUUUUGUCUGUUUAAAUUUACUAAGUCAUGGUGUAUCUGAAAAAAAAAAAAAAAAAA